AUGCCAUUUCUUGGUUACAGCGUCAAUCUGUUCGAAACCACACAAAUGGUAUGCUGCCCGAAAAAUGCUAGCAGUGGAGCGUGUCCUCAAAUGAUGAAAAUGAGGUACUACUUCAAUGUGGCGCUACAGACAUGUUCUCCGUAUUCCUCAAACGGAUGUGACACGUCGCUGAACUCAUUCAAAACAAUAGUCGAAUGUGAGGAGUUCUGUCAGAGUGCCGGAUGUAAAGCGGGAGAUACCGUCUACAAGGAUCCCAACACCAAUCGGCCGUUUUUGUGCAAUACCGGCUUGCACAACAAUUGUCCGACAAACUACGAAUGCACUCUGAACACACUUACUCAAGAACACGUAUGUUGUGGAUCCGACAGCAUGGGAGUCUGCCCAAUCGGCGAAAAGGCGUUUGUGGAGCCGAUUACAUCAGCACCCAGACAAUGUGCAAUGGCCGCCGAUAGAAAAUGCCCAGCUGGGUAUUUAUGUCGAUUCUCGCAGAACAAUCAUAAAUACUACUGUUGUGGGAGUAUCAGUGGAAAUGUGUGUCCAGCUGGUCGGGCGCUCUUCCGCUACCCGACGACACAGCUACCAUUACAGUGUCACAUAACUCCUGGUGGAGGUGGCUGCCCUCCUACAUUCUCCUGCCAAAGCGACGUGCCAAACGCUUUCCAGGGUUACUGUUGUAGCCAACAUCCGAUUUGCCCAGGAGGAGUCGCUUACCACCUCGACGAGAAGUCGCAAAUGCCCACCACCUGCUCCAGUGAAGGUUUCGCCUUAUGUCCACGGGUCAGAAUCGAAUUCUACUAG
Cooperia oncophora is the source of this 798-nucleotide messenger RNA. Lineage: Eukaryota; Metazoa; Nematoda; Chromadorea; Rhabditida; Trichostrongylidae. The record is from the annotation of a GenBank genome assembly.